Messenger RNA from Morone saxatilis (striped sea-bass), 1783 nucleotides. RefSeq names its product 3-hydroxy-3-methylglutaryl-CoA lyase (gene hmgcl). The record is from RefSeq and is a predicted model, not a curated record. Gene Ontology annotation, molecular function: hydroxymethylglutaryl-CoA lyase activity. Bases 38 to 1051 code for a protein of 337 amino acids. Gene Ontology annotation, biological process: L-leucine catabolic process; ketone body biosynthetic process. NCBI's taxonomy places the organism in Eukaryota, Metazoa, Chordata, Actinopteri, Moronidae. The transcript is spliced from 9 exons.
GAGGAAGAAGUGACGUCAGACCGGAGGCUGGACCAACAUGGCGGCCGUCAUCAGGCUUGUCAACAGAAGCCCUUUAAGUUCAGCAAUGGGUCAACAGUAUCUGGCGUUAAGCUCCACAGCAAAGGUCCAGGCAGCUGGUGUGAGAGCAGGCCAAGCUCUCCCAGAGAAGGUGAAAAUAGUGGAGGUUGGACCCAGAGAUGGCCUUCAGAAUGAAAAGACUAUCGUGCCCACAGAGACAAAAAUUCAUUUGAUCGACAUGUUGUCAGUGUCGGGGCUGCCAGUCAUUGAGGCCACCAGCUUUGUAUCUCCAAAAUGGGUUCCACAGAUGGCAGACCAGGUGGAGGUGAUGAAGGGGAUCAGUAGGAAGCCUGGAGUUUCUUACCCAGUCCUCACCCCCAACCUUAAGGGUUUCCAGGCUGCUGUGAAGGCAGGAGCUUCAGAGGUAGCCAUAUUUGGUGCUGCGUCUGAGCUGUUCAGUAAGAAGAACAUAAACUGCUCAGUGGAUGAGAGUUUACAGCGCUUCGAUGAGGUUAUGAAAGCCGCUAAAGAGGCUGGUGUUCCAGUUAGAGGGUAUGUGUCAUGUGUUCUUGGAUGUCCAUAUGAAGGCAAGGUGGCACCUGAAAAAGUUGCACAUGUGGCUAAGCGUCUGUACUCAAUGGGCUGCUAUGAGAUCUCCCUCGGCGACACUAUCGGAGUGGGGACUCCAGGUAGUAUGUCUGAAAUGCUGGAGGCGGUGAGCAGAGAGGUGCCAGUGAAUGCCCUGGCAGUGCACUGCCACGAUACCUACGGCCAGGCCCUGGCUAACAUCCUCGUUGCCUUACAGAUGGGAAUCAGUGUGGUAGACUCGUCAGUAGCUGGACUGGGCGGCUGUCCCUAUGCCCAGGGUGCUUCUGGGAAUGUUGCUACUGAAGAUGUAGUCUAUAUGCUGCAUGGACUUGGGAUUCAGACGGGAGUGGACCUCUCGAAGCUGAUGGAUGCUGGAGCUUUCAUCUGUCGAUCCCUCAACAGAAAAACCAACUCUAAAGUGUCGCAGGCCACCUGCAAACUGUAGACCAUUUUACAGUGUACAGUGCAGCAUAAUGAUCUAACCUGGACCCAUCAUCUUCUGUACUUCCAGUUCUUCCCAUUUUAAUUUUAGUUUGAUUGUGUGAGAAUAUUACUUAAAUAUUAAAGUGCCUGUACCAAUUCUCAUGGUACCGGGACGGUAGUGACCCCUCCUUCUGUUAAGAAUAAAAUGUGAUUAGCUAUUCACUACAUGAUAGCGUAGCUGGAACGGUGCCUUAUGUAAAGUCAAUCUAAUCAUACAGAUCCUACCUAUCAAAAGCCAUGCCUUCACCAGUUUCUUUAAUAGUGUGCUCACAUUGCUUUCCGGGCAGUGGGUAAGCCAAAGUGAAGCACCGACUGUGUUUAUAAUAAUAAGUUAGCCAGUAAAAAUGUCUUAGGGAUGGAUAAACUCACCGUUGAUGUCGGACAGGGACAGGAGUGUUGUUUAGACUUCUACCAUUCUUUGUAUGCAGUGAUCAUUGUCUUCAAAUGAAUGCUCUCUAUAGGGAGCAUCUGUGGAAACUGUCGGUCUUUAUGAACUUGGGCAUUGUACUGGCUUGUGAAAAAAUGUAUGUGCUCUAUACCACUGAUUUUAAGAAUGAUUUUUAUUUUAUUAUGUAGGAUUUCUAGUUUUACUUUAAUAUGUAUUAAGUAUUUAUUUUUAAAUUCCUGUCCUCGAAUUCAACAUGUACAUAUCCAACAAGCUUGAGUUUAAAAAUAAACUAUUUCAUAAAUUAAA